Neocloeon triangulifer is the source of this 2303-nucleotide messenger RNA. It is a transcript of the gene HDAC3, whose product is annotated as histone deacetylase 3. The coding region runs from base 250 to 1740 and encodes 496 amino acids. The record is from RefSeq and is a predicted model, not a curated record. Gene Ontology annotation, molecular function: histone deacetylase activity. The transcript has 4 exons. Lineage: Eukaryota; Metazoa; Arthropoda; Insecta; Ephemeroptera; Baetidae.
AUUUGACUGUCACCGUGCCUUUACGAAAGCUUCCAAUGUGCAGUUGUUUUGCUCGCCCACCCUUUGUUUACUUGUCGCGUUGCCAUCAACAAAAUCGCCAAAAACACGCGAAUUUCAAUUUCGCGACGGGUUAUCCUUGUCAGGAUCGUUGGCGCAGCCGAACCUUCGUUCAAAUGAGUCCGUAGCCGGCAGGUGAGCGGUGUCGGGACGCUUUGUGAUCUGCUCGGACGGCGGGACAGCUAGGCAAAGAUGAAAAUGGCAGACUCGCCGCUCGCACAUUUGGAGCAUUCGCCGCACUCGCGGAAACGGGUCACCUACUUCUACAGCCCAGACGUGGGCAACUUCCACUACGGACCUGGACACCCGAUGAAGCCGCACCGCAUGUCAGUCACCAACAGCCUGGUGCUCAACUAUGGUCUGCACAAGAAGAUGCAGAUGUACCGACCCUACAAGGCGUCCGUGCACGACAUGUGCCGCUUCCACUCGGAGGAUUACAUUGACUUUUUGCAGAAAGCCACUCCGAGUAUGAUGCAGAACACGAGCACCAAGUACAUGAACAAUUACAACGUCGGGGACGAUUGUCCAAUAUUCGACGGCCUCUUCGAAUUCUGCUCGUUGUACACCGGCGCUUCUCUGGAUGGUGCCACGCGACUCAACAAUGGCACUUCGGACAUUUGCAUCAACUGGUCCGGAGGGUUGCACCACGCCAAGAAGUUUGAGGCAUCUGGAUUUUGUUACGUCAACGACAUUGUCAUUGCCAUCCUUGAGCUGCUCAAGUUCUACUCCAGGGUGUUGUAUAUUGACAUUGAUGUGCACCACGGCGACGGGGUGCAAGAGGCCUUUUACCUCACAGACAGGGUCAUGACCGUGUCCUUCCAUAAGUACGGAAACGGGUUCUUCCCAGCCACUGGCGAUAUGUACGAGAUUGGAUAUGAAAAUGGACGAUAUUACUCAGUUAAUGUUCCUCUAAGAGAGGGAAUCGAUGACGCCAGCUAUUUGCCCGUCUUCAAACCAGUAAUCCAGUCGGUGAUGGAGUACUACCAACCCACAGCAAUUGUUCUCCAGUGUGGAGCUGAUUCUCUGGCCAACGACCGCCUUGGUUGCUUUUCGUUGACCACCAAAGGUCACGGCGAGUGUGUCCGUUUUGUUCGGGACCUGAAUGUGCCCCUACUUACCCUUGGUGGUGGUGGUUACACCCUGAGGAAUGUGGCCCGCGCCUGGACCUAUGAAACUUCUCUGUUGUGCAAUGAGCCUGUCAGUGAUGACAUUCCUUACAGCGAGUACUUUGAGUACUUUGGUCCCGAUUUCACUUUGCACCCGGAGAUGGCUUCGAGAAUCGACAAUGCCAACCCCAAAGGCUAUCUUGAGCUGAUCACCAAGCAUGUCAUUGACAACUUGAAGAUGCUCCAAGGUGCGCCCUCAGUGCAAAUGCAAGACGUCCCACCGUCAUUUUUAGAUCCUGAGAGGGAUGACUUGGCAAUGGACUCCGUUGACCCUGACUCAAAGAUGGAUGACGACAAGAUCGUUGAUGCGCAAAAUGAAUAUUAUGAUGGUGACAGAGAUAACGACAAAGACGAGGAGGACUCGCCAUCCGGAGCAAAUCUGACCAUUGCAGAAACAUCACCCUCAUCAACCCCCACCCCCGCGCCCACCCCUCCGUCCUCGCAGUCGCAGCCAAUCAACCCUGCGACCACCUCCUCUGUAACCACCAGCACAAGCCAGCCGCCGGUCAGCACAUAGCAGGUUGCUGCAAGGCCAAGCUGUUUGCAGCCGGUGGUCCUUUUGCACCGGACAUCCGAUGCUCAGUGAAGGAAAAACGCUCAGGUGCGCAGGAGGUGGAAAGUUGCUCAGUUUUCAUCAGUUGAUCACUACUCAGUAUUAAGCUGGAGAGAAUUAAUUAACAAUUGCACUAUUUUUAUGUGAAAUUUGUGUAUAGUACGCAGGACGCGUUUACGUCGUAGUUGGAUUCUUUGAAGUCUUCUUUUUUCAGCUGACAGUUUACAUCCCAAUUUUUGUUGGCCGUAUUGUUGUCGCUCACUCGCUCUCUUUCAGUGCAAUAUUUUGACUGACCAGACAUGUAGAGUUGACUAUAUUUUAUUCAAUUUGUACAUUUCAACUUGCAUUUUAAGGAGAAACUCUUACGGUGUAGUUACGUUUCGCUUUUAAUUGUACAUGCAUUCAUUAGGUGUUAAGUGUAAUUUAAGCAUUUGUGAUAUAAUUCUAACACAUUAAACAAAACAUUUUCACAAAAGUUAUUUUACUUGAAUAAAUACAUAUCUAUACAAAUAGUGAAUUUGAAUUCC